UUCCGGCGGAUGUAGCCGGUCAGCUGCGUUGUAUUACGAAAAGCUUCCUCCUUUGCAACUACAUCAGCGAAUAUGAACACGGAGAAGGACUUUUCGCCUCUGACACCUAAUAUUGUCAGGGCGCUAAAUGAUAAACUGUACGAAAAGAGAAAAGUCGCGGCUCUAGAAAUUGAGAAGCUGGUUCGGGAGUUUGUGGCUCAAAACAACUCUACUCAGAUAAGGCAUGUUAUCCAGAUCCUGGCCUCAGAGUUCGCGCUCUCCCAGCACCCACACAGCCGCAAAGGGGGACUCAUUGGACUGGCUGCUUGCUCCAUUGCCCUCGGGAAGGACUCGGGUCUGUAUCUGAAGGAGCUUAUUGAGCCUGUACUCACAUGCUUUAAUGAUUCAGAUAGCCGUUUGCGGUACUAUGCAUGUGAGGCCCUUUAUAAUAUAGUCAAGGUAGCCAGGGGUGCUGUGCUGCCCCACUUUAAUCUGCUUUUUGAUGGUCUCAGCAAGCUUGCAGCAGACCCAGACCCGAAUGUGAAAAGUGGGUCUGAACUCCUGGACAGACUGCUGAAAGACAUAGUCACAGAAAGUAACAAGUUUGACCUAGUGGCGUUUGUUCCCCUGCUGAGAGAGAGGAUCUACUCUAAUAACCAGUAUGCACGGCAGUUCAUUAUCUCCUGGAUCCAUGUUUUGGAGUCUGUGCCAGAUAUCCACUUGUUAGAUUAUCUUCCAGAGAUCCUGGAUGGGCUGUUCCAGAUCCUAGGAGACAACAGCAAAGAGAUUCGUCGGACAUGUGAGGUGGUGUUGGGAGAAUUCCUGAAGGAGAUCAAAAAGACCCCCUCCAGUGUGAAAUUUGCUGAGAUGGCUAACAUCCUGGUCAUCCAUUGCCAGGUUGCAGAUGAGAGUAAACUCACAAAUGACCUGAUUCAGCUGACGGCUAUGACCUGGAUGAGGGAGUUUAUCCAGCUGGCAGGAAGGGUUAUGCUCCCUUACUCCUCUGGCAUCCUAACUGCAGUACUGCCUUGUCUGUCCUAUGAUGACCGAAAGAAAAAUACCAAAGAAGCUGCUAGUGCCUGUAAUCACAGCCUGAUGAAACUGGUGACUCCUGAGGAUGAUGAUGACGAAGAAGAGGAGGAGAAAAGUGAAAGCUCACCGUCUAGAGAAGAUGGCCAGCCUAAGACACAGACAGGCAGCAAUGAUAUGUUAAACGCAUCUCAAGAAUCUGUUGGUUUCAGCAAUAUCAGCUUCUUUACCCCAGCGAGUGCUGACCGUCCUCAGGUAACUCUAGACCUGGAUGGGAUUGUUCAGGUACUGGACCGCCACCUACAUGACUCCUCCACUGGCAUGAUGACCCGUAUAGCUGUGCUCAAAUGGCUUUACCACCUGUACAUAAAGACGCCACGUAAAAUGUUCCGCCACACAGAUAGCCUGUUUCCCAUGCUGCUGAAAACACUGUCUGAUGAGUCUGAUGAAGUGAUUCUGAAAGACCUGGAGGUGUUAGCUGAGAUUGCAUCAUCUCCUGCCGGACAGACGGACCAAAUCGGCUCAUGUGACAACACUGACCAUAAACUGGAGCUCAAGGUUCCUGAGAGUGCCAAACCUGGACAGCAGCCCAGCACAGGCUCUAGAGUAACAGAUACAUCACCCUCCACCCCGAGUAUGAACUCCUAUUUUUACAAGUUCAUGAUCAACCUACUGAAACGCUUCAGUCUGGAGAGGAAACUUCUGGAGAACAGAGGAGCAUUCAUCAUCAGGCAGCUUUGUCUGUUGCUAAAUGCAGAAAACAUCUUUCAUUCCAUGGCUGACAUCCUGCUGAAGGAGGAGGACCUCAAAUUUGCAUCCACCAUGGUUCAAACGCUCAACACCAUCCUGCUCACAUCUGCUGAGCUCUUCCAGUUACGAAACCAGCUGAAAGACCUGCGUACUCAGGAGAGCUGUGUGUUGUUUUGUUGCCUGUAUCGUUCCUGGUGCCACAAUCCUGUUGCCACUGUGUCACUGUGUUUUCUCACCCAGAACUAUAAGCACGCCUAUGAUCUUAUCCAGAAGUUUGGAGAUCUGGAAGUGACAGUAGACUUCCUCAUGGAGGUCGACAAGCUGGUACAGCUCAUAGAGAGCCCCAUUUUCACCUAUCUGCGUCUCCAGCUCCUAGAUGUGGAGAACAACCCCUACCUAAUAAAGGCGCUGUAUGGUCUACUGAUGCUGCUCCCACAGAGCCAGGCCUUCCAGCUGCUUUCCCACCGCCUUCGAUGUGUCCCCAACCCAGAGCUUAUGAGGACUGUGGAUGAAUCCAAGUAUAUGGACGCUAAGCAGCAAGUGAUCUCUAAACGUGCCUCACACACUCAAAUCGAUUACAAUGAGCUCCUCCAGCAUUUUGACCGGGUCCAAAGCAAACACUUGGAGGUUCGACACCAACGCUCUGGACGUACCUCUGAUCACCCGGACAGAAAGCUGAUGUGAAUUCAUUGUGCUCUUGGGAAAGGCCAUUAAUAUACAAGCAAAAAGUGCAUGAAAAAUAUUUAAGACAGGAACACUUUACUGUAAACUGUUGCUGAUCAGACCUUAUUCUAUGUAUUCUAUAAUGUUAUUGAAGUCAAAGUACAGCUUGAUAUAAUUAAGUAAAAGCCGUCUCAUCAGAGUACUGGAUAUAGACUGAGAACUUUGAUGUUUGUACAUUUUUUUGUUAAUGAAAAUGUUUAUGAAAAACAUUUUAAGCAAAAAAAAAAAAUACAAUAUUGACACAAAUAAAUGAAUAGUAAACUUUCUGUAAACAUACACAAGAACACAAUCUCAUAACAUCACUGUAGAUAAAGUCAACUUUCUGAAAUAAUGGUAAUUUCUUGAAUUUCUGUUAUGUUCUGUUAUAAUUUUUUCCAGCUUAUUGAUAUGUUCGGUGUUCCAAGUGAGACUGACAUGCAUUUUUAAUGGUAAUUUACACAUUUCUGUGUUAAUGUCCAUGUGAACCACAGUGUUGUCAUGCCUGCCUGCUGACUAGACCAUGUGUUCAAGAUUGCCUUAAUGUUUUGCAAGACAGAAAAUCUCAAAUGUGGACUAUGGAGUUUAAUUGAGACACUUUGGAAGUCUUGACUGAAUGGUGUCAGAAUGUUACCUUUCUGGCUAUUUUUGUUUGUGCAGCUCUAAGAGUCUACGUUACACACCAGUAUCUUUUAAUUCAAUUUAUUUCUUAUACAUUCUUCAAUAAUCUGUAUGUAAUCUCUGUCUUGUUGUACAUUGUCUGCAUUCCAGAGAAGAUUGUCACUUUUGUCAUUCCUGUGUGAAAAUCAAUAAAGUAAACCAUGUGAUUUAAAG
Messenger RNA from Sphaeramia orbicularis (orbiculate cardinalfish), 3291 nucleotides. It is a transcript of the gene vac14, whose product is annotated as vac14 homolog (S. cerevisiae). NCBI's taxonomy places the organism in Eukaryota, Metazoa, Chordata, Actinopteri, Kurtiformes, Apogonidae. The record is from RefSeq and is a predicted model, not a curated record. Gene Ontology annotation, biological process: phosphatidylinositol biosynthetic process. Bases 73 to 2442 code for a protein of 789 amino acids. The transcript has a single exon. Gene Ontology annotation, cellular component: PAS complex; endosome membrane.